This is a messenger RNA of Poecilia reticulata (guppy), 3377 nucleotides long. RefSeq names its product glycosyltransferase 1 domain containing 1 (gene glt1d1). NCBI's taxonomy places the organism in Eukaryota, Metazoa, Chordata, Actinopteri, Cyprinodontiformes, Poeciliidae. The record is from RefSeq and is a predicted model, not a curated record. Gene Ontology annotation, molecular function: glycosyltransferase activity.
UGACCUAGUCUUUAAUAUUGGUCACCACACAAAAGCAGUGCCGACAACAUGUUAGUGUCCUGCUGCUAUUAUUUCAACGGCUUGUUUCCAGGGGAUAAUAUUAGAGACGGACUUGUAAACAUUUGAAGCGUGGUUGACAAAUCACUAGUAGCAUGCUGGGCUCUGUUAGCUUUAUUCUACGUGGACGUUUCGGGAGUGAGUCCAGGAAAUGUGAUAUGAGCUGGGUGUAGCAAGGGAGCUGAAAGUCAGAGACCUGCCUUGACUGCUCGGCCAUUCACCGGUUACAGAGCACCGUUUACAGAGGGGAUAUGAAAUUACUCUUUCUAGCCUGCCUCAGCCCCAAAACAGGGAACUAUACGACAGCCGAGAGAAUAAGGUCUCACAUUGAGUCGGCAGGACACAGCUGCGAGCUAAGAGAUGUGGCAGAUUUUCACUCUCCCUCUGACGUGGCACAUCUAGUAUCCCAAAAUCCUCCGUUUGAGGCUGCGCUGGCAAUUCAUCUUUUCAAAGCUGGCAGACUCCUCCUGGACCUUCGUUUGCCCUUCGGAGUGAUUUUUGGCGGAACGGACAUAAAUGAAGAUGUGAAAGAUGAGCAGAAGCGUGUGGUUAUGGAGCAGGUGCUGCUGAAAGCCAGGUUUGCUGUUGCUUUCACUGAAAAACUAAAAGAAGAGGCAGAAUUUGUUUUGGCGUCACCCGACAGUAAAAUCUAUGUCCAGCCUCAAGGCAUCCAGACAGAAGUGGCUGAACAAUUUCGCUGGAGUGAAUUCUUGAGGAGCUCAGGUGUGAGGACGGAGGGCUUAGAUGAACUGCGUGUCUUCCUGUUGGUCUGUGGUCUCAGAAGAGUCAAGGACCCUCUCUAUUUGGCAGACGUUUUUUCAGAGUGGCAUUCAGAGAACCUUCACAAUGUACUGAUCAUAAUCGGGCCGAAGGUUGACCCUGCACUCACUGCUGAAGUGGAAGCAGUUGUUAAACGGGCCACCGGGGUCUUCCUGGCGCAGGAGAGGAGCCAACGGGAGCUUCAUGCCGCCAUGAAAAGGUGCUUUGCCGUAGUCAACAGCUCUGUGUCAGAGGGCAUGUCAGCAGCCAUCUUGGAGGCGAUGGACCUCAGAGUUCCUGUUCUGGCGAGGAACAUACCAGGAAAUGCAGCUGUGGUGAAGCAUGGAGUCACCGGCCUGCUGUUCUCGUCUCCUCAGGAAUUUGUGCACCAGUCUCAGAGGCUGCUGUCAGAUCAGGAGCUGAGAGAGAGAGUGGUAAGGAGUGGAAAACUCUACGUGGAGGAACAUCACAGUGUGAAACAGGAGAGGGAAACAUAUCAGAGGCUGGUGGACAAGCUGCACAAGGCCCAGAUUUUAGCCUAGCUGUAUACUUUCUCAGGAACUUUAGUUGCAGAGAAGAGGAUGUACUGUAUGUAUAUUAUUUUACUUAUUUAAUAUGGUUAUUCUUCCAUUUAUUGAAAUAAAAUUAAAGUUCUAUGAGCCCUUCCUCACUAAGCUAUGUAACACUGAACCAAAAGCAUGGAUGUGUUGAAGUGUCACGUAAUGUAUUUGAUGUCUGUGAAGUUGCUGUCAUGUAUCUAAAUAUAAUGUAAGCAAUUUUACAUAAAGGGAACUAAUAAAAAAUUGCAAAUAAAAUGAAAAAAAAAUCUUCCUUUGAUUUUCUUCACUGAUUGAUGAUGUGGAAGUCAUUGAUACUUGAAUUGUGUCCCAUUCUGGUGAGGCAAAAAGUUAUGCUGGCUAACUCGUUUAUUUUUAAUGAAGUGCAGCAAAUGGAUUUUCAAGAACCUAGCAAAAUCUGAAUGAGUUUAAAAGGCAAAGGGGAAAAUGAGGUCCUUCCAAUUUGCUGUAUAAAUUUAGGUUUUGGUAACGCACCAAAGCCGGGAUGGACAGAAAAACUAAGAUGAAAUGAAAACUGAAGAGGUACCUCGGUGAUUUACCUGCAUUCUGUACCAGAUAUCAUAGACCGUUGCUCGCUAAACCUGUUGAGAUUUUCUGUUUCCCUGGUCUGAAGAAGGAGACUUUUUAAUGCUUUUUAAAAACAAAUGAUGUUGAGGGAAAAAAAAAAAAAAAAGCUGCCUUAACCUGUUUGGAAAAAUUCAGUCGCCUUCAUUUUAGACCUGUUAGUGAAUUUCAUCAACCUAAAAUAAAGUUCAGCUUCCCAAAUAAGGCUUUUCUGACAUGAUAAUUUGCAGAUUGGGAGAAAUGUGCAAAAAAAUUAAAUCCACAGCUUUAUAAAUACCUUAUGUCACAGUAAAGAUAUCACUUAUUGUAGAAGAAGCAUUGGAAGAAUAAAAUUGGUUGGGGAUGAUGGGAAGAGGUCAACAACAAUACUGAAGAAGUUACAGAACAUUCAGGUUAAUAGUAGCUUUCUAGAUGUGACCGUUUCCUAUAUUCUCCUUUUGUCUAAACUAAAGAAUAUGGUCGCUGGUAUGAUAUGGCUGUUCUUAUCUAAUCAGGCUGAAAUCUCCCAUGACUUUGCAAAAAGACUGUUCUAGUCCAAUAAAACCCCACUUGAACUUUGGGUCGAUAAUUCCUAAAGAACAGCUUACCUCAGUGAAUCAUGGUUCUGAGAGCCUCAGUCUUUGGGGUAAUGCAAAGCUGCAGUAGGCAACUUACAUAAACAAUGUUUUUUUUUAUUUAUUUUAUCAUGUGUAACAGUUUCAGAGCAAAAAGACAUUAGGCUAGAUCAAAAAUAUUUACAUUAUUCUCAUGCCCAGAGCAGGGUCAACCACAUGCGUGAUUUACAAUGUGGAAACGGAAUGGGACGGGUCUCCUUUCUGCUCUGAUUGAAGGCUGUUUGCUGCAUGACCAGACUGCUGUCAGACUGACUACCUGUAAGUCCUUUGACUGUGGGAAGGUCAGCUCUCUGCUCGCUGUAAUUGCAGUAAGAUUGGUGCUUUCACAUGUUGUCAUAAAAGUCUCCGUUGGCACAGAAAAAUGUUGCUCCAUGUGUCGUUAGUCGCUUCAAAAGAAAAAGGAGCUCAUAAGUUGCUAAAUAUAACAAAGUUGCUCAGCAACAGUUCAAAGGGAAGGGUGUGAGGAGUGUAUACACAAACUUGAUUGACCACGCUAACACCCUCCUCCUGGCUCUGAUUGGUUGUUUCUUGGUGUGUUUCUGCAGAUGGCAGCAGAACCACAGCUAGAGCGCAGAGGGGCUCAAUUUUUGUGUCUCAUAUUAUAUUGUCACGACAUGGACAGUUUAAAACAGUAUAUGAAAACCAUAUUGUUUAUAAUAAAGUGACAUACUGCAGUUUGAAUUUCAGAUGGAGCAGAUUUGGUCAAAAUGACUGAAUGGUUAUGAACAUUUGAAUCUAUUCCAACCACGAGAUCGUUCUGACCCAAGGACUUCAACGUUUUAUUAUUUUCAGGAUCUUUGUGAGU